Molecule: messenger RNA, 1571 nt
Organism: Mercurialis annua (annual mercury)
Lineage: Eukaryota; Viridiplantae; Streptophyta; Magnoliopsida; Malpighiales; Euphorbiaceae
Product: tRNA:m(4)X modification enzyme TRM13
Exons: 9
Coding region: 116-1432 (438 amino acids)
Biological process (GO): tRNA methylation
Source: RefSeq, a predicted model, not a curated record
GAUUGACGGAUACGAUUAUCCCUGUCCUGAGCGCAAAACCCCUGGUAUCCAAACAAACUGAACUGCAGAAAUUCUACUAGGGUUUCAAACUUCUCCGUUACCGAUCAAUCCAACGAUGGAAGAUCACCGUUGCAAGUUCUGGCUUCCGAAAAAGAAUCGGUUCUGUUCGAAUUCGCAACUCAGUGAUUCAGGCUUCUGCGGCAAUCACAUGCCAAGGUGCAAUGGAGACUGGUCCCCUUGCCCUAUCGAUCCUUCUCAUUCUGUUCUUAAAGAAAAUCUUGAAGCACAUUUAAAAGUAUGUCCUCUAUUGAAACAAAAGCAAUCACUGUCCCUUCAACCGUUCUUUCAGAAAGGGAUUAAUGCGGUCGACAAGGUCGGAGACGAUCAUGAUGUUAUCACCUCUGAAAUGAAGAGGAGUGCUGUUUAUAGCCUGACGGUAACUGACUUUAAUAAAUUGAUUGAGAAGAUCGCGUCUCUUCAUGAUUCGUUGUGUAAUAAUAUUGUGGAUUCUACAAAGUUCCCUGAAGCUUGUAAUAUGUGGAUUAAGAGAGAAAUCGAUAGUAAAUUACCGUUUCAAGAGAAACAUGUCAAGCAACAAGCGUCGAUUAUUGGAAACUUGGAGGAUUUUGGGGUGUUGAAUGGUUCUUGUAGAAAUGAAGAAUCUGAUGGUGACAUUCUCGAUCCUGUCCCUGCGGUUGUUGAAUUUGGAGCAGGGAGAGGGUACCUGACACAGAUGCUUGCAGAUUGUUAUGGGAUUAAAAGGGUUUAUCUAGUUGAGAGAAAAUCAUACAAAUUUAAGGCUGAUCGAUCCUUGCGACAAAAAGAGAACUUGAUAUUAGAGCGUUUGAGAAUCGAUAUUGAGGAUUUGAACUUGAAUGGCGUCGAGUCCUUGCAAGGAGUUCCUUAUCUAGCUAUUGGAAAACACCUCUGCGGUCCUGCUACUGAUUUGACUUUGAGAUGUUGUCUGCCGAAGCAAUCUAGUGAAUAUAAGGUGGACCAGUUUAGUGGCAAUGCUUCGUUGAAGGGCCUUGCUAUAGCAACAUGUUGCCAUCAUCUGUGCCAGUGGAAGCAUUAUAUAAAUAAAAAAUUCAUAACUGAAUUAGGGAUCACAAAGGAAGAAUUUCAUGCAAUUACUUGGUUCACCAGCUGGGCAGUGGACGCCGACCAUGGUUCUGAUCUCUCUACAGAUGGCAUAUUGCAUCUGCAAUCGAUGGAGGGAGAGCAAUGCGAUCAAAAUGCAAAUGGAGUUGAAGGCAUAGUAAAAAAUAUGAAAGCAGUUGAAAGGGCCAUCUUGGGGUUCAUGUGUAAGCAGAUAAUUGACAUGGGAAGAAUGAUGUGGGUUAAAGAGUGUGGAUUAGACGCAGCGCUAGUGAAAUAUGUCCCAGCAGUAAUCUCUCCUGAAAACCAUUUAUUGAUCGCCAAGCGCCCGUGAGUUAAUAAUGUUUCUAUCCUCUGUCCUAUGUGUUUAACAUUUCUGAUAAUUCAUGUUGAUUUACUAACAACUCAUAUUCUAAAGAAUGGGUUAAUGGUAAUCAAUUUUGUUUUUUCAAUGAUAAGAUAUCAAUUGGUGA